Molecule: messenger RNA, 794 nt
Organism: Homalodisca vitripennis (glassy-winged sharpshooter)
Lineage: Eukaryota; Metazoa; Arthropoda; Insecta; Hemiptera; Cicadellidae
Exons: 2
Coding region: 133-723 (196 amino acids)
Source: RefSeq, a predicted model, not a curated record
AACAUAUGCAAGUAGUGUGGAAAUUUAUGUAGAUCAUGACAACAAACAUGGCUGACACAUUGAUAUUUUACACACAAACAAUAUAAAUUAAGAAGUUGCCUAGAAAAUCAUCAGUACACGUCAACACACAAAAUGGCAGUAGCUAAUCUGAGACUUGGUGAGCACUUAACUGAGAUGAUGAACAAAAUGGGCUGCUCCGGCAACUGCGGACAGGCUGCAUUACCUAAUGCAGACAUGACGUUCAUGACGAUGUUGUGGCCCCUGCUCCCUCUCCUGCCUCCCGAGUCACCACUCCCAGUGGUGGAGCUGCUAGAGGGCUCAGAAGCCUGCGACGUCUGUGGUACAGGACACGAACAAGCCGGGCCCGGAACUACUCAGGUAACAGGUGAGAGAGGAUCCUCCCUGGACAGGAUGAUGGAUGAGGUUCAGCAGAAAAUGGAAGAUACCCUCAACAGUAUUGAGAGGACAACAGUGACUAACAUGCAACUGGCUGAGCGUGCCAGAGAUAUAAUAAAGUCUGGCAAGUUCUCUUAUACUGAUGCUGAAGUCCUAAGCCAGCUCAAGUCUCUCCUGGAAGAGAAGGCGAAGCGGGAACGGAAAGUGAGAUCUCUUGAGCUACAAGAACAGGAAAUGAGAGAAUCCUUGAUGACAGCAAUCAACUGGGCCAAAAGCAUUGAAAAGAAACGGGGAGAAAACAGAAAUGUAGAUGAUGUAACUCAGUAAAAUCUAUCUUGUAUACUACUGAAUCAAUAAGUAUUUUGUCACACAUACAUGUUAUUAAAUACUUCACCUCA